Amphibalanus amphitrite is the source of this 2021-nucleotide messenger RNA. Its product is annotated as E3 ubiquitin-protein ligase FANCL-like. The coding region runs from base 664 to 1812 and encodes 382 amino acids. The record is from RefSeq and is a predicted model, not a curated record. Gene Ontology annotation, biological process: protein monoubiquitination; interstrand cross-link repair. Gene Ontology annotation, cellular component: Fanconi anaemia nuclear complex; nucleus. NCBI's taxonomy places the organism in Eukaryota, Metazoa, Arthropoda, Thecostraca, Balanomorpha, Balanidae. The transcript has 12 exons. Gene Ontology annotation, molecular function: ubiquitin protein ligase activity.
CACGUGCGCGUGUGGUGGGGACAGUGUGGGGAUUUGUAUUUAUAUACACUGGGGAUUUGCAAAAUGCAAUGGCCUUGGAUUCGCACGGGUUUCGAAUCCCAAGGCUCUAAAUACUAUCUGUCAUUCUAAUACAUCGAAUCUAAAGUGUAUUUCAACUCACCUGUUCAACUCACCUGUUUGGGGUUCCCUUGGUCUGAGAGUAGCCAAAAUGAAUGCAGGGAUGGGGAGAAGGGAAGGAACCCGCAUAGAAAGAGCUCGCCCGAUGGAUGAGAACACAUCCAAACGGGAAAGUGAGCCCACAAGUGCCAAAUGAAUGAGUUUACAAGAGUGACAAGAUACAAACAGCAACAUUAUAAUCGGAACACAGUUAACGGUCGUGGGACACAAUUCAUUUAGAUACGCACUAGAGACUAGUAUACAAACAGGGUAUCACCCAGUGUCGCAGAUAACAUGGAUUUGAACCUGGUUAAAUCUGGUUCAGACACUUCAAUUUCAAUUUAUAGUCGCCAUGGAAAAGUGAAGGCCCGGGGACUGUCUGCAAUUUGCAUCAAUAAAUAGAUAAGCUUCUCUUGCGAUACGGGCGAGCCAUUCCUGCCCGAGGCCUGGCUGACGUGAGCUCCACUGGCUGCAGGCGGUACCGGGCGGACGAACGGAAGCCGGACGAUGGACGAGCCGGCGCUGUUCUCCGAGUUUCCGUUUCUGGUCCGGCUUCGCUCCACCGGCGGAAUGGUGCUGAAAGGUCAUCUGGUGGCGGGGGGUCGGUGGUGGCCGCUGGUGGUGAGUGCGCCGCACUACCCGGACCUGCGUCACCUGAGGAUCACUACCGGCACGGAGAACUCGGCGGAGCAGCCCGAGUCGCCGGAUUUGUCUCGGUGCAGUUCGGUGUAUGAAGCCGUCAAGCUAUAUCGAGACAGCCUGUCGUCCCGGCCGCCGCCGCCGGACGAUGGCGCCACCAUCGCCGACGAGGACGACUCGGCGGUGUCCGCUCUGCGCAGUCACAUGACCGUCCGGCGGCAGCUGCGCGAGCUGGGCACUCGUCACGUGACCUCCUCGGCCAGUGACCUCAGCUGGGUCACACUCAGCACGCUGGACCGCUCGGCCCGGCGGCACGCGAUGACACUGAACCUAGCCGCCGACUACCCGGCCUCGUGUCCGCGGAUCUCAGCCGACCUGCCGGUCGAGCUCACCGUCUCCUGGCACAAGGGCAGCACUCUGCUGGACAUUUACCAGCGCUUUGAGGAGGCGGUGGACAAGUACCAGGAGUUUUGGACGGCGCUGGACCGGCUGGACGCUCAGCUGUGGGUGGUGGACCCCGAGAGCCCCUCCAGACGAGACACACGACGGCGCAUCGUCAUCAGCAGUCAGCUAUCCCUGGAGGUGACUGUGGAUCCCCUCUACCCGUCGUCAGUGCCCGGCUGUCGGUUUCUGGGAGCGGAGACGGCUGCCGCCGCUCUUCGAGACAAACUGGCCAGAGAGAUUGACUCGUGGGACGAGUACGAGGGUCUGGUGGAGAACCUGGAACGGCUGCUCUCCGUCGAGUUCGUGCGUCGUUCGGCGGCCGGCGUCGGAGGGGAGGCGGCCGGCGAUGGUGGCGCCAUCGCGGUCGACUGCGGCAUUUGUUACAGUUAUCGGUUGGAGGGAGAGACGCCAGAGCGGUGCUGUGACGACGCCCGCUGCGGCCAGCCCUUUCAUACGUCCUGUCUGUACGAGUGGCUGCGGGCGCUGCCCAGCACGCGGCAGACCCUGCGAACGGUGUUCGGCGAGUGUCCAUAUUGUUCUACGCCCAUUUCCUGUGAAAUACCAUCUGGAUGAUGGACUGGGACUUGGUUCGGUUGGCCAACACCAGCCUCUCAGCGACAUGUGAUCGAUUCGCGAUGUGCCUGGCUGUCGGUCAAAGACAGCCAGGCAAUCAUCUGCCUUAUCUUCAGACUUGACCAUGUUGUGAUAACUGUUGUGCGAGUAGCGUGAUAAUGUGUAGGAAACAGUGUACCCAAAUACAGUACGAUGUAAUGCAAAACAAA